This is a messenger RNA of Tripterygium wilfordii, 1996 nucleotides long. Its product is annotated as probable arabinosyltransferase ARAD1. Gene Ontology annotation, molecular function: glycosyltransferase activity. The record is from RefSeq and is a predicted model, not a curated record. The coding region runs from base 103 to 1635 and encodes 510 amino acids. The transcript has 9 exons. NCBI's taxonomy places the organism in Eukaryota, Viridiplantae, Streptophyta, Magnoliopsida, Celastrales, Celastraceae.
GCAGGCUGUUGCUCGUCUCUGGCUCUCUGCAACGAUUCAAUGAUCGUCGUUAAUUGUUAGUCUCUGAACACAUGCGAACACAGUAGCAGAGAGAAAUCGAGAAUGGCAGGCAAGUACACACCAUUGUCGUCAACAAGAUCGGCGUUUAAAUCUCCAAUACUCCUCUUCGCUCUCUCUCUGCUUGCUCUCUCUGUUCUCUUCCUCCUCUUCACUCGCACCCCUCACUCAAAUCGUUACUCGAACGAGAACCACUACUCGAGCCCUAACUUUAAGCCGGAAACCUCCUUUGUGGCAUCUCUUGAGCACUUCCUCACUCGCAAGGCCCCGAGAUCUCCUCCGGCUCGCGACGAUACGAUGCGUUCUGAGGCCACCGAUGAGGAUGUGAAGAGAUUGGACGAUAUGGUGUAUAGGGGAGACGCGGAGCGGAUGAUCGGAGAUCCGUACUAUCCCGUGAAUUUGCCCAUUCGGGUUUACGUUUACGAGAUGCCUAGCAAGUUCACGUACGAUUUGCUUUGGCUGUUUAGGAAUACAUACAAGGACACCUCCAAUCUAACUUCCAAUGGAAGCCCCGUCCAUCGCUUGAUUGAACAGCAUUCUAUUGAUUAUUGGCUUUGGGCGGAUUUGAUUGCUCCUGAGUCCGAAAGGCUUUUGAAAACUGUUGUGAGAGUCCAUCGACAGGAGGAAGCUGACUUGUACUACAUUCCUUUCUUCACGACGAUUAGCUUUUUCUUGUUGGAGAAGCAACAAUGCAAGCCACUUUAUAGGGAAGCUUUGAAGUGGGUGACAGAUCAGCCAGCAUGGAAGCGAUCUGAAGGAAGGGAUCACAUACUUCCUAUUCAUCAUCCCUGGUCCUUCAAGUCUGUUCGUAGAUAUAUGAAGAACGCAAUUUGGAUAUUGCCAGAUAUGGACUCCACUGGGAACUGGUACAAGCCAGGUCAAGUUUCGCUGGAGAAAGACCUAAUUCUGCCUUAUGUCCCCAACUUGGAGUUAUGUGAUACCGAAUGCCUCUCAAAAACUGAAUCAAAGAGGAUCAUACUGCUCUACUUCCGUGGACGGCUCAAACGAAAUGCUGGAGGAAAGAUACGUGCUAAACUUGUUGCAGAACUGAGUGGUGCUGAAAACGUAGUGAUAGAAGAGGGCACUGCUGGAGAGGAAGGGAAAGCAGCAGCUCAGAAGGGCAUGCGACAGUCUAUUUUUUGCUUGAGUCCUGCUGGUGACACUCCAUCAUCUGCUCGAUUAUUUGAUGCUAUUGUCAGUGGGUGUAUACCUGUUAUAGUUAGUGAUGAAUUGGAGCUUCCUUUUGAAGGAAUACUAGACUAUAGAAAGAUUGCAUUAUUUAUUUCUUCGAGUGAUGCUGUACAACCAGGUUUUCUUUUGAAGUUCUUAAAAGGUGUUAGCCGUGCCCAAACCAGAGAAUUGCAAAGGAACCUUGCCAAGUAUGCACGGCAUUUCCUGUAUUCCAGUCCGGCUUUGCCUUUGGGUCCAGAGGACAUGUUUUGGAGAAUGAUGGCUGGAAAGUUGGUGAAUACCAAACUUCACACUCGCAGAUCACAGCGAGUGGUGAAAGAGUCUAGAAGUAUUUGUACUUGUGAUUGCAGGCGAGCCAACAGUACAGUCGUCUCCCCCGUGUCUUAAGGUAUCAUUAAGAACUCUUUCUCAGUUCACAUUUAUUCUUCCACUAAUGGGUGCAAGGCUGCUAGUUUAACUGUAAUGUUAGGUUUAUAGCCUGCCAUUUUUGGAAUGUACUGUAUAUUUACAGUUUUAUGUCGAAUAUCAAUUUUGUUUUUUGUGCUCUUAUGUAUUUACUUAAUUUCUAGACCCCAUUAGGCUGCUUUUUGCUUCUUCUUAGUGGAUUUUUAGAAUGGGUGAAAGAACAGACUUUUAUCACCCAUGCUGAAGCUAUGCAAGAAAAAGUGAUAUCAGAAUUCUUUGAGCAGCAGCAACAAACCAUGCGCGGUUAGGGUUGGUUAAGAAAAUUUGCAUUUGGCUACCGGCA